Lodderomyces theae is the source of this 1407-nucleotide messenger RNA. It is a transcript of the gene MKK2, whose product is annotated as mitogen-activated protein kinase kinase. Gene Ontology annotation, molecular function: MAP kinase kinase activity; ATP binding. The record is from RefSeq and is a predicted model, not a curated record. Bases 1 to 1407 code for a protein of 468 amino acids. NCBI's taxonomy places the organism in Eukaryota, Fungi, Ascomycota, Pichiomycetes, Serinales, Debaryomycetaceae. Gene Ontology annotation, biological process: regulation of fungal-type cell wall organization; cell integrity MAPK cascade; protein phosphorylation. The transcript has a single exon.
AUGACAGAUGUUCCCUUGUUUAAAGUACCCAACACCAGAAGACAAAAUGAUCGGAGGCUACCCACAUUGGCUAUUCCACCCCCACAAAACAAUGCUAAACCAAUGCUACAAUUGAAUGCAGGAGAGUCUCAAGACUAUAAUGGUGAUGGGAAGUUUAGUCAAUUGAAUAUUGGUGGUGAUUCACAUUCAAAUUUACCACCACAGUUACCGCCACGGCCCAGGAGCCUGCAAACGGUGACGACAACAUUCAACAUGACCCCUUCCUCAUCUAAUUUGUCAUCAACUCCAAAUACCGCAGAUUCGUCACUGUCGUCAGACUCUCAGAAAUUGAGAAGAAAACCACCACCGCCAGUGUCUACCAGUACGACGCAACAUGGCAACGACGAUAAAAGGCGACUUCGCAAGACGCUGAAUGAUACUGCAGAACCACAAUCAGGAGAACAACCCGAGUCCAACAUUGAUAAGUACUUGCAGAACAAACAUUACCUUGAACAACUAACAUCCCAUGAGUGGCAUCUUUUUGCCAACAACGAUCUCAUCGAAGAGGUGGGUAAAUUGGGAGAGGGAAAUGGGGGAUCAGUUGCCAAAUGCCGCAUCCGCAAGCUACACAACUCACAAGUGUUUGCACUAAAGAUGAUAAUUGCAGACUCCAACCCUGAUGUCCAAAAACAGAUAUUUCGGGAGUUGGAUGUUGCUAAAAAGUGUCAACACCCAAAUAUCGUAAACUACUAUGGCACUUUUCUUUUGGAGAAACAAUCAAUGAUUGGUAUUGCUAUGGAGUAUAUGGAUGGUCAUUCCCUAGAUGCAAUAUACAAGGAAGUUGCCAAGCGCGAUCAAACCAACCGUAUCAGCGAGAAAGUCUUGGGUAAAGUUGCCAAUUCAGUAUUAUCCGGAUUGGACUAUUUACACCUGAAAAACAUUAUACACAGAGAUAUAAAGCCCUCAAAUGUUUUACUAGAUUCCAAGGGAAAUGUCAAACUAUGUGAUUUUGGAGUUAGUGGCGAGGCAGUCAAUUCAUUUGCAUCCACUUUUGUAGGUACACAAUACUAUAUGGCCCCAGAGCGUAUCAUGGGUAAAAGUUACUCAAUAUCGAGCGACAUUUGGUCGCUAGGCAUGUCGAUGUUGGAAGUUGCAAAUGGGAAAUUUCCAAUCGAUGUUUCCUUAGGACCAAUCGAGGUAGUUGAAAUGGUCCUGAGGAGUGAGUUGUCGUUGAAAGAUAGUGUGACUGAUAGUAUUUUCUGGACACCCGAAUUCAAGCGGUUUGUUGCCAGGUGCUUGAUUAAGGAUCCACUGAAGAGACCGAUACCGAGACAACUUUUGGCCCAAGAUGAAUGGUGCUUGGCACAACUGAGAGAAAAAGUGAAAAUGGAUAAGUUUGUUAAAGUUGUUUGGAAAUUAAAUGAAUAG